AUGACCAAGUCCACCAGCCGAGCUGCCACUGCCACGUCCGGCAAGAAGGCGCCCAAGCCCGUCAAUCCCGUUAUCAAUCUCUACUUGUUGGCCUACAACUGGGCUUCGUUCGCCGCAUGGUCCUAUGUCCUUCUGCAGACAGUCAGGACUCUGCUUGCCACGGGAAACGAUUACACCAAGGUCUAUGCCGUCGUCGGUGAUCAGCUCGUCUGGGUCCAGACUGCUGCCCUGCUCGAGGUCUUCCACUCACUCUUUGGAUUCGUCAAGUCGCCUGUCGGUACCACUGCCAUGCAGGUCGCUUCUCGCCUGUUGCUUGUCUGGGGCAUCUGCACUCUGUUCCCAGUGCCAGAGGUCCGUUCAUACUGGGCAUUCACGACCAUGACGAUUGCCUGGUGCAUUACAGAGUGCAUUCGUUACGCUUACUAUGCCUUGAACCUGGUCAACCUGGGCCCCUCCUGGCUGGUUUGGUGCCGUUACACCUUCUUCUAUUUUCUCUACCCCAUUGGCGCUGGAAGCGAGGCUAUUGAGAUCUACCAGGCCCUUCCUUUUGCCCACACCGUCCAUCCAGGCUACUACUACUUCCUGUGCGCCAUGCUCUGCAUCUACCCUCCUGGCUUCUUCGUCAUGUACACCCACAUGAUCGGCCAGCGCAAGCGCUAUCUGGGACCCGCCAAGGCCAAGAAGACUCAAUAA
Gamsiella multidivaricata is the source of this 693-nucleotide messenger RNA. RefSeq names its product tyrosine phosphatase-like protein. The transcript has 5 exons. NCBI's taxonomy places the organism in Eukaryota, Fungi, Mortierellomycota, Mortierellomycetes, Mortierellales, Mortierellaceae. Gene Ontology annotation, biological process: fatty acid elongation; sphingolipid biosynthetic process; very long-chain fatty acid biosynthetic process. Gene Ontology annotation, cellular component: endoplasmic reticulum membrane. Gene Ontology annotation, molecular function: 3-hydroxyacyl-CoA dehydratase activity. The coding region runs from base 1 to 693 and encodes 230 amino acids. The record is from RefSeq and is a predicted model, not a curated record.